GAUGCAGGCGCGGUGACGUCACCCGCAGCCGCUCAGCUGGCUGGCGCGUCCACAGCCGAGAGAAGCAGCGCCAUCCCCGCCUGGCCGCGCCCGAGAACUCCGCCUCACAUUCGGCCUUUUGUUCACGCUUUAACGCUCCCUUGGUGGAGGGUGGAGGGUGGAGGGUGGAUGGUGGCGGGGUCCGGGCCGCAAUGGCCGCGCUCCAUGGCGGCGGCUGCUGAGAGGUGAGAGGCAGGUGCGGAGGCAUGAAGGCCGAGGACUCGUCACAGCUGCGGAAGGAGGAGACGACAUUCUGACACCGUCAACACCAUCAUGGAGCUGCACAUAGACCAGGACCAGGACUAGGAGGUGGUCUACCAAGAGCAGGCCUAGGACUAAGAAUAAGACUAGGAGGUGGUGUAGCAGGAGCAGGCCUAGGACUAGGACUAAAAGGUGGUGUACCAGGAGCAGGCCUAGGACUAGUACUAGAGGUGGUGUACCAGGAGCAGGACUAGGAGGUGGUGUACCAGGAGCAGGCCUAGGACUAGUACUAGAAGGUGGUGUAGCAGGAGCAGGACUAGGAGGUGGUGUACCAGGAGCAGGCCUAGGACUAGUACUAGAAGGUGGUGUACCAGGAGCAGGACUAGGAGGUGGUGUACCAGGAGCAGGCCUAGGACUAGGACUAGAAGGUGGUGUAGCAGGAGCAGGACUAGGAGGUGGUGUACCAGGAGCAGGCCUAGGACUAGUACUAGAAGGUGGUGUACCAGGAGCAGGACUAGGAGGUGGUGUACCAGGAGCAGGCCUAGGACUAGUACUAGAAGGUGGUGUACCAGGAGCAGGACUAGGAGGUGGUCUACCAAGAGCAGGCCUAGGACUAAGAAUAGGACUAGGAGGUGGUGUAGCAGGAGCAGGCCUAGGACUAGGACUAAAAGGUGGUGUACCAGGAGCAGGCCUAGGACUAAGAAUAGGACUAGGAGGUGGUGUACCAGGAGCAGGCCUAGGACUAGGACUAGAAGGUGGUGUAGCAGGAGCAGGACUAGGAGGUGGUGUACCAAGAGUAGGCCUAGGAGCAGGACUAGGACUUGGAGGUGUUGUAGCAGGACUAGGAGGAGAGGGCAUUGCGGUGGUGCGGCCUAGAAGAGGACGAUGGAGCUGCAGAUGGAGGAGGUGGUGUACCAGGACGACUACGGCUCCGGCAGCGUGAUGUCGGAGCGCGUGUCGGGCCUGGCCAGCAGCAUCUACCGGGAGUUCGAGAGGCUGAUCCGCAGCUACGACGAGGAGGUGGUGAAGGAGCUGAUGCCGCUGGUGGUCAACGUGCUGGAGAACCUGGACGCCGUGCUGACGGAGAACCAGGAGCACGAGGUGGAGCUGGAGCUGCUGAAGGAGGACAACGAGCAGCUCAUCACGCAGUACGAGAGGGAGAAGGCGCUGCGCAAGCAGGCGGAGGAGAAAUUCAUAGAGUUUGAAGAUGUGCUGGAAGCAGAGAAGAAGGAGCUGCAGGUCCAGGUGGACUUCCUGGAACUGCAAGGCAAACAACUGGAGCUGAAGUCCAGGAACUACUCCGACCAAAUUACACGCCUGGAGGAGCGGGAGUCGGACAUGAAGAAGGAGUACAACGCUCUGCACCAGCGCCACACUGAGAUGAUCCAGACCUACGUGGAACACAUGGAGCGCUCCAAGAUGCAACAGUCAGCUAGCAACUCAGAUGGCACUGGACGCAGUCAACGCCACACCUGGAGGAAAAGCAAAGCAGAGCGCCCGCCAUCGCUGAGCCUCCACCCUGGUGGUGAGGGCAUGGAGGAUGGUUCCGAGUCGGACUCGGCGGGUGUGACCCCCAGCAGUGCAGGCAGCAACACACCCACAUCCUGUCAUUCGCUCACCCCUGUCAACCAAGUCUUCUUCCCGCCCUCGGACCUGGACCGGGACCUGGACCGGGACCUGACUCGUGCUGGGAAGACCAGCAGGAAGAACAACAAGCGGCUCAGCCGGAAUAUGGAAGUCCAAGUCUCCCAGGAGACUAGGAACGUCAGCAUUGGCAUGGGAAGCAGUGACGAGUGGUCCGAGUUCCAGGAGAUCAUCGAUUCAACUCCUGAGUCUGACAUGUGUGUGGACCCCCGGGUGUAUGGAGGAGGAAACAGUCCCUCCCAGGGCAUCGUCAACGAGGCCUUUGGCAUCAACACUGACUCGCUGUACCACGAGAUCAAAGACGCCAAGUCAGACAUCAUCGGAGACGUGGACGCGGGGGCGGAGCUUCUUGGAGAGUUCUCAGUCCGAGAUGAUUUCUUUGGUAUGGGCAAGGAGGUGGAGAACCUGCUGACGGAGAACAAACAGCUGCUAGAGACCAAAAAUGCUCUCAACAUCGUGAAGAACGACCUGAUUGCCAAAGUAGACGAGCUGUCCAGCGAGCACGAGGUGCUGCGGGAGGAAGUGGAGGCCGUCAGGCAGUCCAAGAACAAGAUGGACGCCAGAGUCAAGGACCUGGAGGAAGAACUGAGGAGGCUGAGAGCCCAGGCCCUGGGGGCCUCGCGGGACUCCAAGGACGAAGGAAGUGAUGACUUCUCCUCCCCCAUCCAAGAUGGCGACAUGGCGCUAACACAGCGGCGGCGGUUCACGCGGGUGGAGAUGGCGAGGGUGCUGAUGGAGAGGAACCAAUACAAGGAGAGGCUGAUGGAGCUCCAGGAGGCGGUGAGGUGGACCGAGAUGAUCAGGGCGUCCCGGGAGAGUCCUGCCAUCCAAGAGAAGAAGAAGUCCACCAUCUGGCAGUUCUUCGCGCGUCUGUUCAGCUCGUCGGCCAGCCCGCCGCCCGCCAAGCGUCCGUACUGCAGCGUGAACAUCCACUACAAGUCGCCCUCGCCUGCAGGCUUCUCGCAGCGACGCAGCCACACCAUGUGUCAGAUCUCCACCUCCAACCGCACACUGGAGUUCUUCCCAGAAGAACUGGCCAGUAACGCUGCGGCCUCUCUCCUCAGCGACUCCGCCCUCUUGGCGCGCCGAGAGCAGCGGCGGGAGCAGUACCGGCAGGUGCGCGAACACAUGCGCCGCGACGACAACAUCAUGCAGGCCUGUGGCUGGAGUGUGCCCUCCCGCCUCAAGCAGACUGGCGGUCAGACGGACAGCGCUCAGGACAGCCCGCUGAAGAGACAACAGACCAGCAGUGACAAAGACAUGAAGAACGUUCCGGUCCCGGUCUACUGUCGGCCCCUGGUGGAGAAGGACCCCAACAGGAAGUUGUGGUGUGCAGCCGGGGUGGACCUCACAGGGUGGAGUGCCGACCCCCAGGAGGCGGGGCCAAUCACAGCGGGCCCUGAAGGCAGCGACCCCCUGCGUGGGGAGGAGAAGGAGGGAGGCAAGAAGAGCAGCAACAACUCCCCAGAGAAGAGGAAGUCCAAGGAGGUCCAGGAGACGGACGCCAUGAGCAGCCGCGUGUGGAUCCUGACCAGCACGCACUCCGCCAGCAAGGUGGUGAUCAUCGACGCCAACCAGCCGGGCUCGCUGGUGGACCAGUUCAACGUCUGCAACGCACACGUGCUCUGCAUCUCCAGUGUGCCAGCUGCCAGCGAGAGCGACUACGCGGCGGGUGAGAUCGUGCUGGACCCGGGUGACGGCGGACCUGGCCAGGACGGCGGAGGCGUGGAGGGUAUGUUGGCCGGUAUCACGCUAGUGGGGUGCGCCACUAACUGCAGUGUUGCCCGUAGCAACUGCUCCUCCCGCACUGACACUCCCAUCACGGACAAAGGCCAAGGCCCCGCCCACGCCAAGAUUCAUCCGGCCCAGUCGGCCGAGGAAGCCACCGAGGCCACCGAGUCCGCAGCCAGCCACGCCGGACCCCCGGGACCGUUUAUGGAGCACGUCUUUACCGAUCCGCCGGCUCGCGUAGCGGACGUCUCUGACAGGAGCGCUGCUCAGUCCAAGGAGGAGACGUCGGUUGCCGCGGAGACGGAGGACGGCGGCCAAGAGGCCAAGACUUACACCAGCAUGGCCCCCACCAUGUGGCUUGGGGCCCAGAAUGGCUGGCUUUAUGUCCACUCAGCUGUGGGCAACUGGAAGACGUGUCUGCACUCCAUCAAACUCAAAGACUCGGUGCUCAGUCUGGUGCACGUGAAGGGCCGCGUGCUGGUGGCUCUCGCUGACGGGACCUUGGCCAUAUUCCACAGAUCAGAAGAGGGCCAGUGGGACUUGUCCAACUACCACCUGAUGGACCUGGGGCGUCCUCACCACUCCAUCCGCUGCAUGGCGGUGGUGCACGACAAGGUGUGGUGCGGCUACAAGAACAAGAUCCACGUCAUCCAGCCCAGGAGCAUGCAGAUCGAGAAGUCCUUCGACGCCCACCCACGCCGUGAGAGUCAGGUGCGGCAGCUGGCCUGGAUCGGUGACGGCGUGUGGGUGUCCAUCCGCCUGGACUCCACCCUGCGCCUCUACCACGCCCACACCCACCAGCACCUGCAGGACGUGGACAUCGAGCCCUACGUCAGCAAGAUGCUGGGUACUGGCAAGCUGGGCUUCUCCUUCGUGCGGAUCACGGCUCUUCUCAUUGGAGGAAACCGCCUGUGGGUGGGGACUGGCAAUGGUGUCAUCAUCUCCAUCCCUCUGACUGAGACGGUGGUCUUACACCGAGGACAACUCCUGGGUCUGAGGGCCAAUAAGGUGUCGCCGACCUCGAGCGGGGGCGUGAUCCACGUCUACGGCGACGACGGCUCGGAGAAGAGCGGCGGCAGCUUCAUCCCGUACUGCUCCAUGGCGCAGGCCCAGCUCUGUUUCCACGGACACCGCGACGCCGUCAAGUUCUUUGUCUCCGUCCCAGGCAACGUCUUGGCCACCCUGAACGGCAGCGUGUUGGACAGUCCCUCUGAGGGUCAGACCUGCACCCAGGAGACCGAGGCACAGAGUCUGCACAACGUCCUGGUGCUGAGUGGCGGGGAAGGUUACAUCGACUUCCGCAUAGGGGACGGCGAGGACGAGGAGACGGAGGAAGGCGAGAAUAACGAAGCCUCGCAGGUCAAACCUACUUUGUGCAAAGCAGAGCGGAGUCACAUCAUCGUCUGGCAGGUGACCUACGUACCUGAGUGACAUCAUCUUACGUACCUGAGUGACAUCAUCUUACGUACCUGAGUGACAUCGUCUUACGUACCUGAGUGACAUCAUCUUACGUACCUGAGCGACAUCGUCUUACUUACCUGAGUGACAUCGUCUUACGUACCUGAGUGACAUCAUCUUACGUACCUGAGUGACAUCAUCUUACGUACCUGAGUGACAUCAUCUUACAUACCUGAGUGAAAGUCCUUGCAAGCAACCUCCUCCUGUCAACUUCUGUCUCGCCUGUAAAAAAAACUGACAUCUAUUAAUGAUGAUGUAAUCACCUCUCCCCCCUUCACUAACUGUCCUGCAUCCAAACACCUGGACUUUUUCUCCCAGACGUGUUGUGUGUAGCACCAAGUUGUCUGAGGUAUAUUCUAAUCUUGUCAUGUGGAUCCUUCAUCUCCAACUGGACUGACUAUUAAACAUGUGCUGACAAAA
Nerophis ophidion (straightnose pipefish) is the source of this 5493-nucleotide messenger RNA. It is a transcript of the gene mapk8ip3, whose product is annotated as mitogen-activated protein kinase 8 interacting protein 3. Bases 1126 to 5046 code for a protein of 1306 amino acids. The record is from RefSeq and is a predicted model, not a curated record. Lineage: Eukaryota; Metazoa; Chordata; Actinopteri; Syngnathiformes; Syngnathidae. Gene Ontology annotation, biological process: vesicle-mediated transport. Gene Ontology annotation, molecular function: signaling receptor complex adaptor activity; JUN kinase binding; kinesin binding. The transcript has 35 exons. Gene Ontology annotation, cellular component: cytoplasm.